Molecule: messenger RNA, 976 nt
Organism: Ectocarpus sp. CCAP 1310/34
Lineage: Eukaryota; Phaeophyceae; Ectocarpales; Ectocarpaceae
Source: the annotation of a GenBank genome assembly
AUGCAACAGGUAUUGACGGCCCUCCAGAUAUUAGGCAGGGGCAACUGCUUCGACGACAUCUGUCAACUGUCUUUGAUGAGCAAGCCGAUGGCGGCGGCUACGUUCCACAAGUUCUGCAAGCACUUUGCGCAGGAGCUGUUCGAGGAGCACAUAUACCUUCCUACCGGAUCGUACCAGGAUGAAGUCAUGUGCAUGUACGACAAGCUGGGGAUGACGGGGGCCAUCGGAUCUACCGACGUGACCCACAUCGGAUGGGGCAUGUGCCCGUUCACCCUUGGCCGUUCUUAUACGGGCAAGGAAGGAUUCCCGACCAUCGCCUACCAAGUGACAGUCGACCACGCGGGUCGAGCCAUCGCGAUCACCAGCGGUUUCACCGGAGCAACUAAUGACAAGACCAUCAUGCGCUACGACGCAGGUGUCCACACCAUCAAGACGGAUGCCCAGUACACGAAGCGCACGUACAAGCUCCGGAGGGCGGAUGGAACAUAUCGGGAGCGCAAGGGCGGUUUCACCGGAGCAACUAAUGACAAGACCAUCAUGCGCUACGACGCAGGUGUCCACACCAUCAAGACGGAUGCCCAGUACACGAAGCGCACGUACAAGCUCCGGAGGGCGGAUGGAACAUUUCGGGAGCGCAAGGGGUGCUACUUAAUCGUUGACAACGGGUACCACGAGGUAAAUUCACUUGGCCAUCCUAAUAGAAUGAGAGAGGAUUAUCCCCUGGCGGGAAACACUCGAGCAGGGCUACUGUGUAGUUCAACCGUAGGCAGACCCAGUUCACUUUGUCAUUUGUCGGCCUUAGAGAGCGUUGUUUCCGGCGCCAACCAAACAUAAAAAUCUCCUUCCGCUUACGCCUUGUUGGUGCCGGGAAAUGGGGACAACGUGGAUGCCACAACGUAACACAUCACACAUCGAUGGUGUGUGUAGAAGUCGGGCAAGUUAUGAAGUCACGCUGCAGAUUUUUCUGUCGACGCAU